Molecule: messenger RNA, 1149 nt
Organism: Perkinsus marinus ATCC 50983
Lineage: Eukaryota; Perkinsozoa; Perkinsida; Perkinsidae
Exons: 10
Coding region: 1-1149 (382 amino acids)
Molecular function (GO): zinc ion binding
Source: RefSeq, a predicted model, not a curated record
AUGGCCUCCGAGGCGGAGUUGGCGUCCCAGGGUCGGCUACAGAAUGUCGUGUAUUUCAAGUUCAAGCAUCAGAAUACUCUGGACAAGAUAGCUUUCAAUGCUGCCGAUAUUGCGGUGGGAGAAUUGAAGUUACUCAUUGCUGAGAAGAAGGAAUGUGAUGCCCGUGACUUACAGCUCUAUGAGAUGGAUCAGUCGACGACAGAGAAUGCAGCCUCGGGAGAGCCUGGUAAACUGUAUGACUACGAUGGAGAGCUUAUACCUGGAAAUGCAACAUUGCUGGUGACACGGAAACCAAGUGUUGGAAGGCAGAGUCGUGGUGUUAGAGUGAAGGGCAAUAUAGUAGUAGAGCAUGCACGGUACUUUAAGAAGACUGCAGAAGAGGAAGAGAGAGACUCGUCACCAGCAGACUCCAGUGCUGCCCCGAGUAAGAGGAUAGCGAAGGUACCAGAGACCUGUAUAUGUCCGAUAUGCAACAAUCUAAUGCUGGCCCCUGAGCAUACCCCUCUGCUAUUGCCCUGUUGUGCUGGUACUGUGUGUAAAUGCUGUCUAACUGACACGUGUCCACUCAACAUGGUGGAGGCAUGUAGACUUACUCAGUAUGGGGAUGCAGAAGGAGAUAGGAAACCUGUGGAACAUAAGAUUGUGGCAGCUCAGCUGGCGAGUGUGCUGCAUUCAUAUGCAUCAUAUGACUUCAAGAAGGAGACGUGUGGAUUCAAGUACCCUGAGGGUCUACUCGAUAAAGCUGAGGAGAAGAAGGAGGAGACUGUCAGGGAGAUGAUGGAAGAGGAGGAGGGCCGAGGCAAGGCCAAGAAGAGAGGUUUAGAGGAGGAAGAAGACAUCAUCGACAUUACAGACGAUGAAGACGAUGGUACUAUUGUAGACCUGGAUGAUGAGGAGGCACUGGCUAAGAAGGCGAGGAAGUAUCGGCCGACAGUGGACCUAAUAAAGAAGGAGAGAAUAAAGAGAGAGAAGAAGGAGGAGUUGAAGGAUGAGGAUGAUGAUGGCCAUUGGCGAACAGUUGAACAAAAGAUGAUGCAAUUCGCAAGGUGGAAGGAGGCAGUUGAGAAGGGCAAGGCGGAAUCGACGCCUUCAGAGACGAGCCCGACUUCAACCUCUGUUGAUGAUGUCGUCGCACACAGCGUUACUUGA